This is a messenger RNA of Hydra vulgaris (swiftwater hydra), 387 nucleotides long. RefSeq lists its product as uncharacterized. The record is from RefSeq and is a predicted model, not a curated record. NCBI's taxonomy places the organism in Eukaryota, Metazoa, Cnidaria, Hydrozoa, Anthoathecata, Hydridae.
AUGGCAACGUUGUUUGAUAUAUUGGGUUUUUUAGUACCAUAUAUCAUUCGAAUUAAAACAAUUAUGCAAGAAUUGUGGAUUAAUAGAAUUGAGUGGGAUGAUGCAAUUCCGGUUAGGAUUGCAAACAAUGUUGACCAAUGGUUUCAAGAACUAAACGAUCUCCCAAAAAUAAACAUUCCCAGAUGUUUACAAACAACCUUAACAGUUACAAAUAGGUCAAUUCAUGUUUUUACGGAUGCGUCUUGUAAAGCUUACGGUGCUGUUGCUUACCAACAAUGUUUAUAUGACACAGGAGAAGUGACCUGUGUGAUCAUAAUGUCAAAAGCCCUAGUAAACCCAUUGCAAUCAAUUCGUAUACCAAGAUUUGAGUUACUUGAGCUGUCCUAG